CAGAUGGGAAGACACAGAGGAUUUGAUGAGUACCUAAGAAAAGCUGCAGAUAAGGAAAAGAAAAAGAUAAAAGAAUCAGUAUUGGAGGUCUUUAGGGCUAGAUCCAAGUCUCCUGGAGGAAAUGGUGCAUUUCUUGUUGCUGGGAUACAUGGUGAAAGUGACGAGGGAAAGACAAAUACAGCAGAAGAUAGAAGUGCCACAGAGGACAUCAUGAGUCCAACAGAAAGAAAAUCAAGGGGGAGGAAAAGAAAAAAUAACAAAUCAAAAGAAGAUAGGAAAAGGCAUAAGUCAGAAGAAAAAUUUGAUCAAGUACAAGCACACUCUGACUCAAACCUCAGGCAUGCUCUGAGAUCUGCACGAGAACAAGAACUGCAUGCUAAAAAUGCCAUCUCAAGAAUUGCCAGAAACCGAAUGACAAAACGACUUGGACUUUUUAAUCAAGGCAAAAAGUCAGAAACAGUUUCAAGAGAUUUUUAUAUUUUAAAUGGAAAACGAAGAACUGCAGAAGAGGAUUUAGAGGAAUUUCUCCAUAAUAGUUCGAUAGACAGAUACAGUGACCAAGAAAGGCAUAAUGACAAAAUAUCAAGCAAUAAAACAAAUGGAAAGGAAAAAUUGACUGUGAAUUCAGCAGACUUGAGUAGACCUGAGACAGGAUACAGGAGCAGCUCAACUUCUCACACCACUACCCCCGCCUCCAUUCAAAGGAUGUCUGCUCCUCACAGUAUUUUGAGCCUUGCCAGUAGUUGUGGAUCAACAUUAAGAGAAGGCAAUGUCCAGUUAUCAUCUAUUGAGGAUAUUGUGGAUAAAGUUCUCUCUCGGCUUAAACCACAAAAACUCUUCCCAGAAAGAGAUUUUGUUCAAGAAACCACAGAUGAGCUUAGAAGUAUAAUGAGAAGAAAUGCACUACGGUCUUCUACCCCUACUCCAUCCCUGCAAAGAAAUUCAUCUAUAAAGAGAUCUCUAUUAAACAGAUAUCUGACUCCAAGGAAAGAUGAGAAUAAGGAAAAUAGAGAACUGAAAAAAGAUGCAGUGUCUCCCACUGUAGUAAAUUCAAAACCAAAGUCGAAAGAGGUGAACCAACCAAAGCAAUAUGUAAAGAUACCAAUCACCCCUAAAGAAGUGUACAGGUCCAAUUUACAUAAAACCAGUAGUCUACCAGAUCCACCUGGAGUACAGGAGAAGCAUGAACCUUUCUUCCAUGAUCUCUCAGACAUUCAAAGUGAUGCACAAACUCUUUUGGAAUGCCAUGACCAGAUGAUGGCAGAAGCCAAUAAAUAUAUGAUAAAAGUGACAGCAAAGAGAGAAGAAAUUUUCCUGGAGGAUUUGUGCAAUGCAGAUGGUCUUGACAUCCUCAGGAAACAGGACGAGCAUGCCAGGAAGCUACAGGAGCAGGAAUGGAGGAGGAGUAAGGACGAGGACAGCUGGAGGAGCCUGUUUACAGAGCAUAAUGAGGUCCGGUCCUCAUCACAGACCUCCUCAAUGUCCUCAGGUUACCAGGGCAGUCAGAUACUCAGGGAUACAGGAAACUGCAGGACUGAAACAGUACCAGCAUAUGCAGCAACAAUCCAGUACCCAGAGUUUAUGCCUCAGUUUCAUGACAAAGACUACUAUAGUGGAAACCACACAAGUGGAAUGUCCAGUAAAAUUAAAUCACUGGAUAUCCUGGAAAUCCUUGACAACAAUGAAGUAAAACCCCAACGCGGUCCUUCAAGUCAGGACACAUAUCUGUAUACUUCAAAUACGUUAUCUAGCAGAGACAUUAUUGACAACCUUAUCCCAGAUAUAGAGGUCCCCAGCAGGACCCAUGCCAUGAACAGGGAUAGUAUUAGUGAGCAAAGAUCCCCCCACAGAGCCUCGCAAGAGGAGUAUCAUUUCUGUUUGAAGAAACCCAGCUUAGACACACCCAGUCCUCCUGAGGAGUUGUUCAAAAAGCACUCACUCAUUCCUUAAAGCAAUCAAAAAUAUUUCUAGGUGAAAAUUUAUUUAAAAAAAAAGGAUCAACAUCAAUAUACUCCUGUUUCAAGGAACUGAUUUACCAUAGAUGGAGAGGAGUAUGAUAUAAACAGAACUGAUUUGGUAAAAUGAUUUUGUAAUCUGGUGUAAUGACUUUCCAUUCAAGCUUUUUAUUUUGUGCAUGUAAUUUCAAUGCACAUGUAAUUUAAACAUAUACAUGUAUAUCUGUGAAGGACAAACCUGUGAUAACUAUAUUUGUUCCUGUUGAUUUAGUUGUCAUUUUGUGUACUUUGUUAAUUUAUUUAUUCCAGCAACAAGUUCUGUUGAAUAAAA
Saccostrea echinata is the source of this 2286-nucleotide messenger RNA. RefSeq names its product ankyrin repeat domain-containing protein 12-like. The record is from RefSeq and is a predicted model, not a curated record. The transcript has 14 exons. Bases 4 to 1950 code for a protein of 648 amino acids. Lineage: Eukaryota; Metazoa; Mollusca; Bivalvia; Ostreida; Ostreidae.